GCGUGACGCAACUUGUUCUACCAACUCCAACCAACGCAAGGCAGCGCCGCCGAAACAAACUCAAAGAAUUAGCGACAGAAGAGCUCUAUAAUAAGUGGCAUCAUCAAAUACGAUAGCGCUACAAGCUUCCUACGCCUCUCAUCCACCGCUGUUCGCCAACCCACAAUGUUGCUUGCUUCUCAGCCGUAACCAUGAGCCACGAUCCCCUUCCUCCCAUCGCCCCCGCGAGGGUCAAAGCCUUGCUUCUGCCAGCUGGCAAAAUAAAGUCGGAUAGAUUUGCUUCCUUUGUGAAGAGGCUGCAAUCGGAGCAUGUCGUCCAGUUACCCGACGUGACUCCCGAUGGGCGCCCUAAUAGGAACAUGUUUUCACCCCUCGCUUUUCGUGAUGGCGCCAUACUCUACGAACUCAUUACCCAUGCGCCACCACCUUCCCACCUGGCUCUCUCUCCUUUCGAUCUAUACCGCGAACCGCUCGUGAUUGUUGCCAUAGCCGACGGCCAAGAGCUGAACGAUGCCACAUUUAGCAAACGAUCCUCGUCUAAUGGCGCAGGCCCCACGAUUGCCGAACGAAACAUCCGAGCCUUAUAUCAGGAGCUGGAGGACCUGCGCGACACAUUCCCCAAGGCUCUUGUAUACCAGACUCUUAUCUUUGAUUAUGAAAACCCAGACAGUAUAUCAAUACCGGAGGGGAUUGUUACUGUUCCUUCAGAGGCAAAGAGCAAACGAACGACUAUGAAGACAGUCAUGUGCAGCAUCUCGUCUUUGCUUCUCGCGGAACUGACGACGCUGGCCAAGUCCUUUGAGGCCAUGUCGUCGAUUGAUUCGCCAGGUCAUUAUACGGCCGUGAGACACCUUAAUGGUGGUUUGGAUGGAUCAGGGACAGGAAAUCCCAGACGAAAUUCCCAGUUUGCGCUGCCACAGCAGCUAAUGCGGUCCAGCUCCGUUUCUGGGGCCUCUGACAAAGCUCACGCCCGCAUGUCCAUGCCACCGGUCCCGACUAGAUCAACAUCCAAUGGAGGGAUAGCGGCAGAUUCAACGCCUGGUACCCCGACAGUGGCGAGCCACACGUCUGGGACAGCUGGCUCAGAUGCUUUCAGCUCAGCAAGCAGUACGAGACCGUCCUCUCCAGAAAGCAAGCUUCCCCGCUCAGAGUCUGCGCAUGUUAUGCGUGAUACGAGUCGCGACCGAGUGUCUAUGCAAGGAUUCGGCCCUGGAGGUGCCAACGAUAAAUGGCGUCUGCGCGGCAAAGGACGUGUAUCUAUAGUCAUUGGCUCUAUGUAUCUGCAGGCUGGUCGCUGGAACGACGCCAUUAGAGAGCUAAGCGAAGGAGCUACUGCAGCCAGAUCUCUUAAUGAUCAUAUAUGGCAUGGAAAGGCCCUGGAGCUUAUUCUGAUGAGUAUGUUUCUUCUAUCAUGGGCCAAAGUCGACUUUACGAUCCCACAAGUCUGCAUGCCAUCACAAGAGCGCCCUGGCUCUGCCAGCGGUACAAAACCAGAAGUGGAAAAGAAGGAUGCUUCCCAACAAAGCCUCCAAAGCUUACAGACAAUUCUCCCAGAGCUCUUGGAGCGCAUUAUCAACCUCUAUUCACGGAUAUCAAGCGAGAGCUUGCCACCACUCGCAUUUUCCGAAACAAUCAUAAGAUUCUGCAAGAUUCUAUUGGCACUGCACAUCUGCGAUGGCGAGCUAAACGAAAAGUUCUUGGAUUUAAUAGUCGACGGAAAUAUGAUUACAUCUACGCUCACAACAUCUCCCCGCCUAAACAUCACGCCAUCUCGACAACAGAUUGUCAACCUGCUCUUCAAAGCUUUCCCAUCAGCCUCGCCCGAAGUUUUGAGCAAUGCGGAUCGUAUUUCGAUCCUUAGUGGUGUCGUAGCCGUCCUGGGCCCUCUUGGAUUCCAGAGAAAGAAGGCUUUGGUACUUAGAGAGCUAGUAUCGGUCCUUAUUGGUGGGCUCGUUGAAGCUCGUACCAAAGGUGCUGCAGAAGCUGGUGUUCAUCCCGCAGCCGGUCUGGUUAACCUUGCGUCUGCUAAAGAUGUCGGAGGGGCUAUGGCUCUAGAUUUGCGAGAAGGCGAUAUUGAGCACGGUAUAGAAGCCUUCCUCCGUCUACUUUGUCGGGCAUACGGCGUUGUUGGCUUUAAGUCUGCUAUAAAAACCGAAGACGAAGAGCAGGAUAAUCUCAAAGACUCCGACGAAGCUGUAAUACAGCGAAUUAAAUCGCAAUCCGCACUACGAUGCUUCGGAUUUUCGGACAUCAAGGUCGAUAUUCUCCGGUCAUGCGUCAACUUUGCCGAAGCAUUGCCGGAUUUCAGAGGAGUUCUGACAUUUUCAAGUGACUUGCUGAGGACAGCUGGGUCUGGCGUGGCUCCUGGUUCGCGCCGUGAAGAUGCUACUCCUCUGAUCAGUCGAGAAGAACAAGCACGUCUGGUAACCAGCAUAUCGAGGACAUGGGGCCUGGCGCAAAAGCUAGGUUCUCCCGACGUGGCGGCCGAAUUCUGGGACGAAUUCUUGCUUCGUGGUAUCGAUCUCGAACCGCUCCCCAUUACAAGAACGCCUAUUCCGCAUGCGAAGAGCGCCUUACCAGGUGCAGCUGCCAGUCGAGCAUCUCAAGAUGUGAACCCGUUCAUCUACAAUCCAUUUCUCAAGGAAGCAUCGGAAGUUUCCACUGAGAAUCUUGUCGCUGGCGAACUUGCAAACUUCCGUGUUACAUUACAAAAUACAUACGAAGUAGAGCUUGAGAUUGAGAGCAUUGAGAUUGAGGCUACCGGCGUCGCGUUUGAGGCUAUUGCUGCAAGUACCGUUAUUGGGCCGUAUAGAACGCAAGUACUCAUCCUCAAGGGGCGUCCUCUGGAGGCUGGCGAUGUCAAGAUCACUGGUGCCAUUAUCAAAGUCAGAGGGUGCCGUGAGCGCCGCUUCCCGAUAUUCUCCAAAGCAUGGACCUUAUCCAGGGCAGACAAAGUCAAAUACAAGGGUGUAGCCUCGGUUGAUGAUAUUAUUACCAACCAAAAAACCCUUGGUCGGCAGUUAGAAACAAACACCUUGUCGCUCAAGGUGGUAAGCCCGCAGCCGAUACUUGUGGUAAAGUCGACAUCUCUGCGACAGUCUACCGUUAUGGUACUCGAAGGUGAACGCCAGAUCUUCACCGUAACCUUACAGAAUUCAUCGACAACACCGGUUGAUUUCAUGCUGUUUUCGUUUAAGGACUCGACACAGAAAGCGAUUCAGACGGCACUAAGCAACUACGACACGACACCAGCGGAGCUCUACGAAUAUGAAUUAAUUUUAAUGAAGAAACAGGCACUUCGUCUACCGCGAAGUGACCAAAACAGAAAUAUUGGCGCGGGCGAGGAGGCCACGUUUGAAUUCGAAAUUUUGGGCAAAGCCGGUCUGACAAACGCCGCCAUCCAAGUCGACUACACUUACUUGGGAGUUCGUCCUGAGGAACUCAACGACAAGUUCUACACCAGACAAGUGUCAUUAGAUAUUGCUGUAACUGUCAACGCCAGCAUUGAUAUGACACGUAUCGACCUAUUGCCACUGCAUGGAGACUUGCCAAAGAGUCUCUGGGACCGUGUUGGCGGGCAGGGGCAGGCUAAAGCUGACGAGUACUGUCUUUUGUCUUUGGACCUGCGCAACUCAUGGCCGACGCAAAUAUUUGUCAAGCUUGAAGGUGAUGAUGGCAUGUCCGUUGGUGAGAGCAUUCUUCCUGGCAAGACAUCGCGUGUCAUGUUACCGCUUAAGCGCAUCUAUCUGGCCGACCCGCACGCGGCUAUCCCGAGCCUAAACCCAUCACGAAACCGGCAGUUUGUGGUUAGCACCAGCAAGAUUUCACCUUCUAUGGAGCGAUCCAACCGUGAAGCAUUUUGGUACCGCGAGCGAAUCCUGGAUGCUCUAAAGGCAACGUGGUCCAUGACAGCUAGUCCUAAGAAGACUGGUGUGCUGGAUUUGCGCAAUAUCCGACUGUCGCCGCGCAUGAUUGAUGUUGUCAAGAUCAACGAUGUGGAUAUAGACAUAUCCAUUGUGUCCGACAGUACGGAGGACAAGGCUGCUAAUCAUGAUGUUGCCUAUGUCGACGAAUUCAUCAAGGUCAAAGUCGAAGUUUACAACAGAACAGCGCAGCCGAUUGUGCCGCUGGUGCGCCUAAUGCCUGCUCUGUGCCACCGCCCGCUUACUGUCGCUUUGGAGUAUACUCGGAAGUUUGCGUGGAAUGGCACGAUGCAGCAGCUGCUGCCGGCUAUAGCACCUCAGAAUUCGGGAGAAUUCGUUCUUGGUGUGACAGUAUUGUGCCGCGGCCAGUUUGAACUGACAGCGUCUGUGGAAGAAGUUGUGCUGGCUGAUGAGGACAGGGCUGCAAAGGAGAAGCAGGCACGACACCGCUCCGGCUCGCAAAUGGGCGAGGUCUUGGUGGGAAUGAAAGAGAGGCGAACGUGGCAUUCAAGAGAGCCGUUUUUGCUGACGGUACAGGAUCGAGAGUAGUAACAAUGACUGGGGUUUUGUUGUUGUAACUGUUGAGGUCGGUUGGCUGUAAGCCUGCACAGCUUGUCUAAUGUAAAUACGUGACCAUAUGAAGAAAGAUUUUAUUCUGAUCUGAUCUUGUGCCAUAUCUUGAACUUCUUUUUUUACCUAUCAAAUACUUUU
Messenger RNA from [Torrubiella] hemipterigena, 4634 nucleotides. Lineage: Eukaryota; Fungi; Ascomycota; Sordariomycetes; Hypocreales; Clavicipitaceae. The record is from the annotation of a GenBank genome assembly.